This is a messenger RNA of Linum tenue, 3656 nucleotides long. NCBI's taxonomy places the organism in Eukaryota, Viridiplantae, Streptophyta, Magnoliopsida, Malpighiales, Linaceae. The record is from the annotation of a GenBank genome assembly.
AACUUCUCCUGUAAAGCGCCCACCAUCUCCCGAACUUUCGCCUCUACGUCGUCGGAGCCGGCGCCGAGACCUCCUUCCUUUACAUUAUGUCACUCUCAAUAUGCAUCACCAGCCGCCAUCGGAAGCCACUCAGAGAAGAUCAAUGAGAGGACUGGAGACGGAACGCGAUUUUCGUGGAGUUUGCGGCGGUUGUUGAUAGGUGGAGAGGAAAGACGGCGGGAAAUUUGGAACAGCUCCGUUGAUUUUCAAUCGGGAUGUCGUUUCAGAUUAACCCUAAUCUCACCUUCCUAAAUAAACCAACUUGGCUCCCCAAGAAGGAAAGGAAAUGGCUUCUGAAUCUUUGUUCAGCGUCGGCAAAACUGUUCUUGAGAAGCUGGGUCCUCUUGUUCAACAGGAGGCUGCACUGCUGUGGAACCUUCGAACCGAACUCAAGAAGCUGGAAGCCACAGUGACAGCCAUUCAAGCGCUUCUGCUUGAUGCAGAGGAGCAGCAGGCACACCGUCACCAGGUCAAAGAUUGGCUCGAGAAGCUUUCGGUCUUAUUAUACGAUGCAGAGGAUCUACUUGAUGAUGUAGCUACUGAAGCUCUCAGAAAGGAAGUGCGUGGUGGUGAUGAUCAUGAUCACUGCAGCAGCAGGAUCCAAUGCUGGAGUGCGGUAUGCUUUCUUUUCAUCACCCUUCCGAACAGCUUGCUUUAUGGUCUAAAAAUGGCUCACAGAAUCAAGAGUCUUAGGGAGCAGUUGGAUGCCAUACAUGCUGAUAACACCACAUUGCACCUGAAUCCUCGUUUUGAAGAGAAAGGUAAAAUGAAGAAGCAUUCCCAUUCCAUUUCUUCCAUCCCCGACAUAUUCGUCGGUAGAGAUGAUGACUUAGAGCAGAUGAAGGAACUUCUUCUGCUGCCUGAUAAUUAUACUAUUAGUAGUCGUAAUGUCUCUGUGGUUUCCGUAGUUGGGAUGGGAGGGAUGGGUAAAACCGCACUUGCUCAGCUCAUCUACAACGAUAGGCAAGUCAAGGAGCAUUUUAAGUUGAGAUUGUGGGCAUGUGCGUCGGGCUCCUUCGAGGUCGAAGUGAUCCUCCAAAAGAUUCUAGAGUUAGCCACUGGAGAGAAGAGACAGGGUCUUCUGCUUGAGACACUGAUAAAUCUCCUUUUGGGACACAUCAGUGAGAAAAGGUACUUCCUUGUGCUUGAUGAUAUAUGGAACUUUAGUUUAGAGGAGUGGGAUAAGUUGAGAUCUGUGCUCAAGGGUGGUGCUGUUGGAAGCAAGAUCUUGGUCACCACUCGGUUUGAAAAGUUUGCAAGGAUGAUGAGCCGUGGUUCUUCUCAGCCACCGUAUGUCUUGAGAGGUCUAUCUUCCCCACAGUCAUGGUCAUUGUUUUGGCAAGUUGUAUGCGUCAGUGAACACCAAUUAGCUUAUAAGGAGGAACCACUUAACAUAGCUAGUGUGGAAGAGAUUCAAGUUGAGAUCUUUAAGAAGUCUAUGGGGGUACCGUUAGCUGUGAAAACGAUAGCAAACGUGUUGUCUUUUAAAGAUCCUCAAACUGAGUGGUUGCCCAUCCUUAGAUCUGAUAAACUUUUAGUUGCUGAACACGAGGAUGGCAUACUCAAUAACUUAAAGCUGAGCUAUGACUAUCUUCCCUCCCAUUUGAAACAUUGCUUUGCAGUUUGUAGUCUGUUUCCCAAAGAUUACGAGAUUCCUGUUGAACACCUCAUCAGUAUUUGGGUCGUACUAGGGAUUAUUAAUUCAUCAACACCUAAUGAUUCUCAACAAAGUUUAGUUGAUUUGGGUCUCCAAUGUUUCAUGGAUUUGGCAUGGAGGUCAUUUUUUCAAGAUAUAAAAGGAGACUUUUCUAAGAACUUAAGCUCUUGUAAAAUGCAUGAUUUGAUACAUGACCUUGCAGCCUCAGUAGUUGGGUCUAGUUUUAAGCAAAUAGAUGAUCCAAAGGAUGAAGUCAGUGAAAAUACUUAUCAUAUCUCGUUGAACCACGGUCUGUGGUACCCUUCAAAACUAGUAGCCCACCUGAGUAGAGCCAAACGGCUGAGAACGUUUUGUUCCCAGUAUUUGAAUUGGUACCAUUUGGGCACGAGUUGGGAUGACUCCACUUUCAAAGCAUUUGUUUCAAAUUUUGGGAGUUUACGGGUACUUGAUUUUAUGAACUGCGGGAUGGAAAUGGUGCCCCAUCACAUCCAAGUAUUAAAACAUCUCAGAUAUUUGUGUCUUGCACACAACGAGCAGAUGACCAAGCUACCAAAUUCCAUCACCACGCUUGUAAACUUACAAGUGCUUAUACUUUCUCACUGCAAAAGCCUCCAAGAGUUGCCAAAAGAUAUUAGCAAACUCGUAAACCUAUGGGUCCUUGAUUGCAACAACUGUUGGUCCUUAACCCAUAUGCCAGCUGGGCUAGGUGAACUGACUCGUCUUCAAACAUUGCCAUGGUUUGUGUUGGGGAAGGAUAGUUCCUCUUCUAAGCAUGUAGGUGGGUUGAAUGAACUGAGUAGGCUUCACAACUUGAGAGGAGCACUCGAGAUAGUGAAUCUGGGACGACUUCGGGGAAGAACAAUAUCGUCAUCACCACCGUCACUGGCAUCUAAGAUUGGAGCCACCGCAAAUUUGAAGGGGAUGCCCCACCUUGAUUCGUUGUUACUACCUUAUGAGGAAAAAGAAGACAGCAGAGGAGAAGAAUGCUUGAAGGGAUCAAAGGAAGAUGUUGAAUGGGAUGAAAGCUUACUGGAAAGCCUACAGCCCCACUCGAACCUACGAACUUUCAUGAUGUCUGGAUACAGAGGAGGGAGAUCUCCUAGUUGGAUCUCUACUCUCACUAACCUAGUCACCUUCACUUUAGGAAAUUCUAAAUUGCAUCAUGGUUUGCACCAUUUGCAAGGAUUACCAAACCUUCAAAAGCUUUGCUUGGCUAGAUUGAUUGAGUUAGACUACAUGGAUGAAGAUGAAGAAGAACCAGAAGACGGCAGAAGCUUACUCAAACCAUUCUUCCCUUCACUAGAGGAACUACAGUUGAUUUGUUGUCACAAGCUAAAAGGGUGGCGAAGGAAGUCAUCCCAAUUCCCUAAACUUUCUACACUGCUGGUACAGUGUUGCCCUCUCCUGACAUCGAUGCCAUUAUUCCCAACACUUGACAAGGAGCUAAAAUUGGAGGCCACUAGCCUAUUACCCUUUCUAUGCACAAUGAACAACUCUGUGUCGUCAUCAGGACAUACUGCACCAUCGAGUUCAUCAUCAGCACCACAUCCUCUGUCCAGACUGAAGAAAUUGCAUAUCUUUAACAUUCAUCAUCCUCCGACAGAGUGGCUGCAGGGUAUGCAACACCUCUCUUUUUUGCAAGAGAUUGUGAUCAAUAACGUUUCAGGGCUGAAGGCAACUUUGGAUUGGCACAACAUCAGCCACGUUUCCAGUAUCAAAAUUGAUGAAUGCUACAUUAAACGAGAUGGCGAGUUUGUAUUAGAUACCAGCUUCUCCCGAAGAAUAAAGGCAAUCUCUAAGGCAGUGGCAAAAGGGAACGCCAGGCAGUUUCCAAGGUUCAUUGUGAUUAGUUUUUGUCAGUUUUUUUUUUUUUUUUUUUUUUUGUGUGUGAUUAUCUUCUCUGCCUGACUGAGUUUACUUAUGCAUGCUCACGUUUGAGAUCAAGUUGAACAUAUUGUGC